This is a messenger RNA of Procambarus clarkii (red swamp crayfish), 4567 nucleotides long. The record is from RefSeq and is a predicted model, not a curated record. NCBI's taxonomy places the organism in Eukaryota, Metazoa, Arthropoda, Malacostraca, Decapoda, Cambaridae.
UGUGUGUUUCUGGCCACAGCUGUGAGGACAACGACAAAGAACUUGCUGCACAGAUCUGUGAUACAAGUGAUAACGCUAAGUGAACAGCUCAAAAUCUUCAGUACUGAUUAGAUCCUAGAAAAGUAUUUAAGGAAACGGCUGAACGUCUUCGGCUCCAGCUUUAAGAGAACUCGUGGUAGCGUCGAUGAGUAUAUAAUAUUAUGCCAGCGGUAGAAGCGCUGUGUGAAGGAGGCAGCCGGCGCGCCGCAGCCAUGUUGGAGUAGAAGGCCCCCCGUCCUCCACCGAUCCUCACGAGUCCACGUCUACCUGCAGGAGGUAGAGAGGUGGCCGCCAGGAUGAGCGAGGAGUUAUCCGUGGCCACGGUGGACGGCAGCAUGCAGCAGCAAGGGGGCGGCACCAUACACUCGUCGGACACGCUGACCCUCGACACCCCGCCCACCGCCCCGCCCUCAGACUCCUCCCACCAGCACCACCACUACCGCCAGUCCGGCUCCCACCUCAGCUAUGUCUCCGACAAGCUCGACCUCCGGACUCCCGACGCCAUCAAGGAGAAGGAUGGCAUGGAUGAUCGGGUGGAGAGGAGUGUGAGUGGGUUGAGCGGGCGUGUGCCCUCCAUGCCCCAGGGUAUGGCGGGCGUGGUGGUGCCCUAUGACCCCGAGUGCGGGUGUAUGGUACCCAUACCCCCCUAUCCGACCUCCGCCAAGACGUCGACGUUCAUCACGCUGUCGCUGCUGUACGCCACGCUGCUGGUGGUGGUGUGCCUGGGCUUCGUCCUCUCCGAGGUCCUCACGCACAACGUUCCUCUCUACUACUACGAGGCAUUCUUCACAUACCUGUAUGGCCUGAGCAUACUGUUCCUGCUGUACGUGUUCUGCUACCUUCUCUCAGACUCGGCCCGUGAUAGGAAACCCAAAAAACCCCAGGUCUUUAUGGGUCACCACUCUGGCCAGUACAAUGUGUCCGAGUAUGAAUAUUACGCAUACAAUGAGGGGGUGCUGCAGAAGGUGCGACAACCAGAGGGCAUUCCUGAUGGGUCACCUACUCAGGAGAAGCUGACACCAUCGUCCUGCAGCAAGCCACGCAAGCACAAGACCUCUGACAAUGAACACAGCCAUGGCUCAUUCUUUCUCAGGAUUGGUGCCAUUGCUUUUGGAUUGGGUACAAUGAUCUACAAUGGAUUAGAAUUUGGUGUGUUUUUCGAGAUACCCAUCACAUCACCAUGUUAUCAGAUUCUGCGUGGAGUCAAUCCUCUGCUGCAACUAGUGUUCACAUUCAUGCAGAUGUAUUUCAUCUUCAUGAAUGCCAGGCUAAAUAUCCACAAGUUCAAAUUCCUUGCUCGAUUUGGGUUGAUGCACAUCGUGGCCACGAACCUGUGCGUGUGGGUGCGAACCCUUGUACGGGAGAGCCUGAAGGAAAUCAACGAGUUCAGGGUAACACAAGGACACAAGGGAGAAGACUACAUGAUCCUUGAGGGUAUUCGGCGCGCACUGGAAAAUCGUGGCCUCAUGGCCCCCAACAAGUACCUCUAUAAUCUGGACGAUUUCGUUGAAAUGCAGGAAAUCAAUGAAACCAUGCAGCAGGCAACUGGUUGGGUGAAUGAAGAGGACAUUGUCAACCGUACUUGUGAGCGAGUGGAGAUAAUGGGUUCCAUUGUGUCCGACUCUGCCCCAUACCUGUACCCCUUCAUCAUUGAGUACUCUCUUAUCGGCGCUGCAGUGCUCUAUAUAAUGUGGAAACAUAUUGGUCGGAACCCAAGGUUUGUUUAUGACCCUGAAGUGGCAGGAGAUGGCAUGUCAGUCGUGUCGAGGCGCUGUCACUCCAGAGUGGAUUGUGUCGGGGCCAGCAAGGGGCUCUUCUGUGGCCUUCUUGUCCUAGUGGCUUCACUGAUAUGUCUCAUCCUCUUCUUCGUGCUAGUCAACCGAGAGGAGCUCAAGAUGCUGGCCAUAUACCUGGCUGACUGCUCGCACUGCGGGAUCAUGUUCUUCAGUAUAAUUGCCAUGUUCAUUGGUUUUGUUAGGGUUCGCCAGCUCAAGUUCCACGGAGAGCGAGAAGAGGAACUGGAUGACAUUCUUCUCAUGGUUUCUGCAUUUGGUCUCUUCGCAUAUGCUGUUUUCUCAACAGUUGCUGGGUCUCUCUCUGCAUACACCAAAGAACCAAAUUUACUUGUCAUGGUUACUGGAAUCCUUUCUGUGCUUCAGGUGAUAAUUCAGAUGGUGUUCAUCAAGGACACGCAGCGGCGCCAGGUUUCCCUACCAGAACAUGAACGAACUAAACCUGGUCGGCAGGUUGUUACGUUCUUGCUCAUUUGUAACCUGACUAUGUGGGUCAUUUACACCUUUGAAACUCAGAAAGUGGAAGCAAAUCCAGUUCAGCUGGAGUUCUUUGGUGACCUCCCUUGGACAAUUCUACUGAGAUGCACCCUACCACUGGCUAUCUUCCAUCGCUUCCAUUCCACUGUGGUCUUGGCUGCCAUCUGGAAGAAUUCAUACAAGACCCGUAUUGAAUGAGGUUUACCAGGUAGGCCGCCGCCCACCACGACGGUCCACAGCAUCAGUAGUUGCUUUAUCCAUACCAACGGAGUGGCCCGAGGGGUCCCUGACAACCCACCCCCGGAAAUGGAACCUAUGCUUCACACACCUACUAGUCCUCCACCAGCCUUGGACCAACGCUCUGAACAUAAAGUUUCACUCUUCAGUAUCAUAUAAACAGUUUUUUUUCUGUCUUAUGAUCUAGCAAGAUCCUAUUUAGAGUAUUUACUCUAAACAUAUUGCAGUGAAAUAUUCAUCAAACAGACAGGGUUUGCAUAUUCUCCAAUUGUUCCACAUCAAAAUGUGCCAUUUUCAAUGGAAAAUCACAAAAGUACAAGCAGCAAUGAUGCUAUGGACAGUGUUAUUUCUUAAUAUUGUAUUAAAUGUUUCUCAUGAACGGUUUCCUGCAUUUCAAUGAAGGAAAUUUAAAUGUUUUUCAUGUGAGGAUUGCUAUAUUGGAUUUCCAGUACUUCGUUUUUCAAAUCAGUAUUCCCAGUGUAACUGCGUGUGAAGGCUAUCAGACUCUGUGUUGUAAGUUAUGCCUCAAUGCUGUAAAUACUGUAGAUGCUUACCCAAGCUUUAAGUCUGGCAAAUGCUUUUUGUUAUCUGCAGUAAUAGUGUACAAUAGUCUAAGUCGCAUGGAGAACUCGCCUACCCUUUGCUCGUGGGUCCUGAUCAGGCUUUUUUUUUUCCCCAGUAUUGCAAAUUAUCUGCUGUUCAAAUUUAUCCUGUGCACGAGAUAACAUUUUACUUGCUUUUAGAGUAAAACUGCAAUGAAUUUGUUAAGAACAGGCAAAAAAAUUCAGCUGGUCGAGAUCCACCAAAUAAAUGUGUUCAGAAUGAGUCUCCGGCAGCUACAAAGUCACAAAUCCACCCUCCCUUCCCCCUUCCUUUUCCAAUUUGUAUAUAUAAGGCUCACUCCAUGAUGUGUUUAUCCAGCAGCACUUCCUGAUUAUGUUUACCGUUAGACUUAGAACUCCUGUUGCUGUAGUUAUGUGUUUGUAUAACACAGUGGCUGCUUUUUGUAAAUACCAUAUGGCUGUCUUGCUGUUUGACCAAUCUCAGUAUUUCUCCAUAGUACAUGAUUGUAUUUGUGCAAGGUGGAAAGUAUUUCAUUUGUCUUUUAUAUUGUGAGUGAAGAUUGUGUAGUGUGAUUAAUUUCACACGCUGUAACUGAUGAGACUUUGCUCAAGUACCUACCACAAGACUUCUCAAGAAGCACAAAGUACUGUACUGGAGCAAGUUUAUCAGAUAUCUUAUCCAGAACAAUUUGUAUGAAGUGUGUGUUAAUUGUACCUGUCCUAUAUUAGGCAAGAGCUACCGAGAAUAACCAAAUGAUUUGAUUGGCAGUCGAGUUUAUUAAAAAAUAUAUCAAGGCUAUAAGACAAUAACGCAUGCAAGCCCUAUUUUCCAAAAAAAUUUCAUCAAAAUAUAGAAUAUAUUUUUUGGCUCCCUUUUGUUUCUCUGUAGCUAGUAGCUUUAAUAAAUAAAUCUUGGUGAAUAAGUGAGUAUUGACCAUAUAAGAACUUGUGUACCAUUUGUGCAUCUCACAUUUUGGGGUUUGGAAACACGACAAUAAGUAGGAUGACCUUUAGCAAAAGUUUUACAUGGAUUUUGCAUUUUUUGAAUAUGCGUAUUUUGUAUUCACGAGCAAGUCACAAACCGGACUGUUCUCGUAUUGCAAGACUUGUAGCCAUGACUCGUAGCUCUUUUGUGCGUGGCAAGCCUCUGUGAACUUCAUCUGGAGCAAGUCUUCAUGCCGUGUUAUACAAGAAGUCUGGCCUGUUGAGCACUGCUGUGUGUCCAGUUCAUCAGCAGUAUUGGGUUUUGCAUUACUAUGAAUAAAUUUACACUGCCAUAUUUUAUCUUUUCUGCAUCAUAUUACCUGGUUGUGAUAAGACACCCAUGAGGACCAUUUUUCCCACCAGGUUAAUAGAUGCUCAGAAUUCUCAUGAAAUCAUGAUGAAUUGUCUUGAGACACAGUGGACAGGCCACCUACUAUGUUUACUGCAUUAAAUAUAAAUGUUCGUACCAUAAAA